AUGUCGGAACAAAAUGCAGGUGUUCGCUAUUAUACAGAAAUAUCUAAUAGCGAUAUGAAUAAUCAGGAAAUGGGUGCUUUGGCUUCUGUCAAUCAACUGGGUACUAAUACUUAUUCAGCUAAUGCCAAGAUAAUAAGAAACAAACUAAAAGAUUAUUUUUCAAGUGAUGGUGCUGUUGAAUUCCAAUAUGAUAAAUUGUUUUAA
Macrosiphum euphorbiae (potato aphid) is the source of this 204-nucleotide messenger RNA. Lineage: Eukaryota; Metazoa; Arthropoda; Insecta; Hemiptera; Aphididae. The record is from the annotation of a GenBank genome assembly.